Saprolegnia diclina VS20 is the source of this 741-nucleotide messenger RNA. RefSeq lists its product as hypothetical. The record is from RefSeq and is a predicted model, not a curated record. The transcript is spliced from 3 exons. Bases 1 to 741 code for a protein of 246 amino acids. Lineage: Eukaryota; Oomycota; Saprolegniomycetes; Saprolegniales; Saprolegniaceae.
AUGGCGGUCGAGGCUGAAGCCGUCCUCGAGCCCGUCGCUCCCGAGCCCGCUGGCUCGUCGGCUCUUGCGGCCGUUGCGGCUAUCGGCACCGUCCUCGAGCCCGCCUCUCCCGAGCCCGCUGUCCCCGCGUCGCCCGCCGCUUCCGGCGCAGGCUCGUCGGCUCUUGGGGCAGUCGCGCCUGUAGACAUCAACCCCGGUACAAAAGGCGCCAACGCGACUGGCACUUGCGUCCGGGACGCUCUCAUCGCGACAUUCCACCAGCUCAAGGGCCGGCACGACCGAACGAUCACGCCCAAACUCAUCGACGACUUUCUCGUCAAGCAUGAGAAGCUCGAGCCCGGCAAGGGCAGCCUCUUGAAGGACCGCGUGCGCGACGACAAACAAAACGAUAUCAUCACAACAUGCGAGACGCCCGGCGCGUACCAUUUCGUGACGUUCGAAGACCCGGGCUUCCACCAGCACCUCAUGGCUGUGCGCGUCCGCGAAGAGAACAAUGGCAAGUUCAACCGCAGUUUUUACGAAGACGGCAAAUGGAAGGCGCUGUCGACGCUCCGAUUUAUCCGGAGCACGUCGAUCCGCAGCAUCUGCCGGGUCCAACUCAAAGACAGCGCCACCACGACCCAGCGCGCAAAACCAAUUGAACCAAACGCAACCGAUCACAAGCGCCAGGAGGUAAUCGAUCUCACGAGCGACAACGAUGACUGCGAGCCCAAGAAGCGUCGGCGAUUUACCAUAAUAUAA